Schistocerca serialis cubense is the source of this 1170-nucleotide messenger RNA. Its product is annotated as katanin p60 ATPase-containing subunit A-like 1. Gene Ontology annotation, biological process: microtubule severing. Lineage: Eukaryota; Metazoa; Arthropoda; Insecta; Orthoptera; Acrididae. The record is from RefSeq and is a predicted model, not a curated record. Gene Ontology annotation, molecular function: ATP binding; ATP hydrolysis activity; microtubule binding. The transcript is spliced from 7 exons. Gene Ontology annotation, cellular component: microtubule cytoskeleton. The coding region runs from base 88 to 1170 and encodes 360 amino acids.
GCCUCACUUCGCAGACGGGAUCCAGAUUUGCAGCCAGCUUUACCUGCAAUAACACCUCAAGCACGCCGAUCCAGGAAGUCUCAUUCAAUGGACCGCACUCCAUGCCUGACAAAGCGGUCACAUCCUGGAGCAGCAGUGAGCAUGAAAACACAAGGACCUGUAAGACGGAGCAAUGAGGGACCGCCUUCAUUACCAUCUGCAAUACCUUCACAAGAUAGUGAUUCUCAUGAAACCCCACCAAAAGUGUUCCAGGCUGCCCAGUAUGAACAGCAUCUUGUAGAGACACUUGAAAAGGAUAUCAUUCAUAGAAAUCCUAAUGUGCAGUGGAACCGUGUCGCUGGGCUGAGCGAAGCAAAAGCAAUACUUCAGGAAGCCAUGGUACUCCCAAUGCUGAUGCCUGAUUUCUUCUGUGGAAUAAAAAGACCAUGGAAAGGAAUUCUUAUGGUGGGACCUCCAGGAACAGGAAAGACUAUGUUGACUAACGCAGUUGCAACUGAGUGUGGUUCAACAUUCUUCAAUAUUUCUUCAGCAACACUUACCUCAAAAUACCGUGGAGACUCAGAAAAGCUUGUGCGACUAUUAUUUGAAAUGGCUCACUUUUAUGCCCCAAGCACUAUUUUUAUAGAUGAAAUAGAUUCACUGUGUUCACAACGUCGUACAGAUUCAGAACAUGAAGCUUCCCGAAGAUUUAAGGCAGAACUGUUGAUUCAAAUGGAUGGUCUUAAUUCUAACAGUUCAUAUAACAAGGUGAUAAUGGUACUAGCAGCAACCAACCAUCCAUGGAACAUUGAUGAGGCAUUUCGCCGAAGAUUUGAGAAAAGGAUAUAUGUUCCUCUUCCAAACGAUGAAACAAGAUCUGCCUUGGUGAAACUAUGCCUAGAAGGAGUAAAUGUUGAUCCCUCUCUAGAUACUAACAAAGUUGCUGACAGCCUUAAGGGCUACACAGGAUCAGACAUAAGUAAUGUAUGUAGGGAUGCUGCCCUUAUGGCAAUGAGGCAUAAAAUAUGUGGCAGGAGUCCAGAAGAAAUUAAGAAAAUCAAGAAAGAAGAUGUUGAUCUAGCAGUAACUAUGCAGGAUUUUGAUGAAGCAUUAACAAGAUGUAAAAAAAGUGUAUCAGCAGGAGACAUUGCAAAAUAUGAAGUUUGGAUGGAAGAAUUUGGAUCUUGCUAG